AAAACACGUCAUUUUCUCGUUAGGGUUUCAGGAAAAAAAAACCCAGCAGCCAUGGCUUGCACCAUCGACUUUCGUCGCCUCGACGAAGGCUUUGGUGGCAAAACUUACAAGCGUAAACGCGAAGAAGAAGCACUUCAAUUAACCGCAACCGCAACCACCGAUGCAUCGAUGGAGAUUGACGCACCGGCGGCAAAGCGAACGGCUAUACCUUCAUCGGAUAAUCCAGAGAAGCCGGUUGCCGUGGGAAAGCCGACAUACGAUGGGGUGAUAGCAGGGAAGGUGUCGGGACGCAAGUGGAAGCAACCAAGGAAACAGAGAGCGUCGGCGAAGCACGUGAGUAAGAAGGGCACGAGAUACGAGGACAGGGAAAGAGAGAAAGAGAUAAAGAAAGCGUACACUGAGAGGAAGAAUGAGCUGAAGGAGGAGAUUAGGAAGAAUAAAGUGGAGAAGAGAAAGAUGAGAGAAGAGAGAGAGAAGAGGAAGCAGGAGAAUAUAUUGAGGUCUGGUACCAAGUUGCAGAAGAUUACUAAUCCAAAAACUCUCAAGAAGAUUGCCAAGUCUAAGGAUAGGAAGUUGCUUAAGGUUGUUCCCGAUGAUCUUGUUAACAAGAAAAGGAAGAAUUCUAACAAGGAGGAUUAGUGUUUUUUUUCCUGGGUUUUUAUGUUAAAUCUCUUCUUACUAUUUAAGUUAUCUUGGAUUUAAAGCAAGAUUUUUUUAAUA
Messenger RNA from Populus nigra (black poplar), 720 nucleotides. RefSeq lists its product as uncharacterized. Gene Ontology annotation, cellular component: nucleolus. The coding region runs from base 52 to 639 and encodes 195 amino acids. NCBI's taxonomy places the organism in Eukaryota, Viridiplantae, Streptophyta, Magnoliopsida, Malpighiales, Salicaceae. The transcript has a single exon. The record is from RefSeq and is a predicted model, not a curated record.